AGACUGACGCAGAUCCUUAUGUGACUACCAGAAUCGAUGUGUGUUGAGGAGUGGAAAAGAGGUAGUUCCGCUUUGGAUUCGUGAUUCCCCGACGUGAAGUUGAGCUUCUUCUAUUCGGGAACUCACCGCGAGGAUGGAGGAGGCGAUCACAACCCUGAAAGUUCUCAUCAUAGGUGAAGCAGAUGUCGGUAAAAGUUGCCUUUUGUUACGCUUCGUCGAGGAUACGUUUGACACCCAGCUGACUUCCACCAUUGGUUUCGACCACAAGUCCAAGGUAAUUACAGUUUUCGAUAAUAAAGUGAAGCUCAGUCUCUGGGACACCGCAGGAUCCGAACGUUUCCGUACCCUCACUGCCAGUUACUACCGCGGCGCUCAAGGUGCUGUGCUAGUCUAUGACGUGACCUGUCGAGAAUCGUUUGAGAAACUUGAUUCCUGGCUCAUCGAGCUGGAGACGUACGCAACCCACAAGAACAUUGUCAAAAUGCUCGUAGGGAACAAAGUAGAUAAACACGAGCAGCGGCAAGUGACCAAACAAGAAGGAAUCAGUUACGCUCGUCGACACCAAAUGCUCUUCGUGGAAGCUUCGGCUCGAACGUCUGAAAACGUCACCGGAUGCUUCGAGGAGCUCGUAGCGAAAAUAUUGCACACACCGGGUCUGUGGACGAAAAAAAACGACAGGGAGAACAUCACCCUAACCGACGCUCCGGACAAUUUGGGAGACGGAUCUGUUUGUGGAUAUUGUUGAUUAUUCAGCUGCAUUAGCGAUUCUUUCAAGAUUCAGAUGAGGAAGAAAUGUUUGUACACAAGUGUCGUGAGAAAGGCUGCAGUGUUAGGAGAGGCAGGCCAACCAAGAUAAUGAAUAAAGCCAGAUUUUUA
This is a messenger RNA of Galendromus occidentalis (western predatory mite), 876 nucleotides long. RefSeq names its product ras-related protein Rab-18. Gene Ontology annotation, molecular function: GTP binding; GTPase activity. The record is from RefSeq and is a predicted model, not a curated record. The transcript has 4 exons. NCBI's taxonomy places the organism in Eukaryota, Metazoa, Arthropoda, Arachnida, Mesostigmata, Phytoseiidae. The coding region runs from base 134 to 745 and encodes 203 amino acids.